This is a messenger RNA of Colletotrichum fioriniae, 906 nucleotides long. RefSeq lists its product as uncharacterized. Gene Ontology annotation, biological process: phosphatidic acid biosynthetic process; triglyceride catabolic process. The record is from RefSeq and is a predicted model, not a curated record. Lineage: Eukaryota; Fungi; Ascomycota; Sordariomycetes; Glomerellales; Glomerellaceae. Gene Ontology annotation, cellular component: lipid droplet; endoplasmic reticulum. Gene Ontology annotation, molecular function: triacylglycerol lipase activity; acylglycerone-phosphate reductase (NADP+) activity.
AUGCCAUCACCCAACAAGCGAACAGUCCUCAUUACAGGAUGCUCCCAAGGGGGUGUCGGUAACACGCUGGCGCUCGCAUUCGCAGCCCAGGGCCUGCGCGUCUUCGCAACCGCCCGUUCGCUCAAGUCGGUGGCGAACCUCACAGAGAAAGGCAUCGAAACGCUCACGCUCGACGUGACGAGCUCGGAGAGCAUCGCUACUGUGAAGGAAGAGAUUGUGAGACGUACAGGCGGCACCCUUGACAUUCUGUACAACAAUGCCGGUGCUCUCUACGAAGCACCAGCAGUAGAAGCAGACUCCUACCGCACCCGCCAAAUGUUCGACGCCAACGUCUUCGGCCUCUUCGACAUGGUAACAGCCUUCACUCCGCUUCUUCUCGCCGCCGUCUCCACCUCCCAAUCCUCCCAGCAACCGACAAUCGUCAACGUCGCGUCCGUCCUCGCCCGCCUCCCGGGGCCCUUCACAUCAGGCUACAACGCCACAAAGGCCGCCGUCGCGGCCUACUCGGACACCCUCCGCCUCGAGGUCGCGCCCCUCGGCCUGCGCGUGCUGACGGUCUACAUGGGCGAGGUGGCCACGUCCAUCAUCCAGGCCAACAACAUUUCGUUUGACAGGGACAGCCUGUACGUGGACGCCGAGGAUAAAGUAAGGGAGCGCAGCGCCACGCACGAGAAGACGACGAUGAAGCCUGAUGAGUUUGCGCGGCAGGUCGUGCCGCUCGUGCUUAAGAGCGGUGGAAGCCCGUAUGUAUGGAAGGGUACGAAUGCGUGGCUUGUUUGGUUUCUGAAUGCGUUUGGGCCCAGAAACGUGUUUGAUGGGACGAUGAAUGGGGCGGCGGGGUUGAGCGAUCCGGUGAUUAAGAAGAAGAUUUUCCAAAGGGGACAGGAAAAGGUCAAGAAGGCCUAG